Molecule: messenger RNA, 468 nt
Organism: Botrytis deweyae
Lineage: Eukaryota; Fungi; Ascomycota; Leotiomycetes; Helotiales; Sclerotiniaceae
Exons: 1
Coding region: 1-468 (155 amino acids)
Source: RefSeq, a predicted model, not a curated record
AUGGCUGGUUCCCCGCCCAAACCAAAAUCUCAACACAGUCAUUCUUCGCCACCCGGAGGAGAACCUCUAUCUAAAUCUUAUACUUCAUCUAGAGUCGUACCCAAUGUCAAGAAGGAAUUUGGCGAUUCAGGCCAACAAAUGGUUAACCGAAUUGAUAAUAUCAUUAAACCCCGCAACAAAGGACUAUUUUUGACUCCUUAUGAUUCUCAUUCUUUAACGUUUACAAAAUCGCUUGUUCACAAAAUCACAUUGAAGCAAGCGCAAGAAUUCUCUACUAAUGCCUCGAAAGAUUCGCCUGGUUUUGCACUUUCUGUACAUCAAGAUGGAGAUAAUGAUCUCUUCUUUGAAAUUAAGAUUUUGGAUUCAAGAGAACAACAACAACGCAAGAUUCGGUCGGCAUCUAGAAAUCCGGAGUUGAAACAUGCAGAGCCACCUAGAGAACGUAGGGCAAAAUACAGAAGGGAAUAA